This is a messenger RNA of Mustela lutreola (European mink), 853 nucleotides long. It is a transcript of the gene TAC3, whose product is annotated as tachykinin precursor 3. The coding region runs from base 191 to 571 and encodes 126 amino acids. Lineage: Eukaryota; Metazoa; Chordata; Mammalia; Carnivora; Mustelidae. The transcript is spliced from 7 exons. Gene Ontology annotation, biological process: tachykinin receptor signaling pathway; positive regulation of blood pressure. The record is from RefSeq and is a predicted model, not a curated record.
CCUGCCACAUCCUCAGAUCCCCUCCACUCCCAGCUUCUCUCUUCACGGAGGCAGCAAUACCACCAGCCUGUGUGUGUUUGUGUGUGUGUGUGUGUGUGUGUGUGUGGUAGGGGAGUGGGCAGUGCUCCUGGCCAGCUCCCUGAUCCUCUUAGACCACCUGCCCCAGGCUCAAAGCUGUUCCACAGGCACCAUGCGGAGGGCCCUACUGUUUGCAGCCAUUCUGGCCAUCAGCCUGGCUUACAGUCUGGGGGCUGUCUGUGAGGACUCACAGGAGCAGGUGGUGCCUGCUGGGGGGCACAACAAGAAGGACUCGGACCUCUACCACUUGCCUUCAUCCUUGCUCCGGAAACUCUAUGACAGCCGCUCUGUCUCUCUGGAUGGAUUGCUCAAAAUGCUUAGCAAGGCUAGCGUGGAUCCUAAGGAAUCGUCACUUCCCCAGAAACGUGACAUGCAUGACUUCUUCGUGGGACUUAUGGGCAAGAGGAACAUCCAGCCAGACACUUCUAUUGAUGUAAACCAAGAGAACGUUCCCAGCUUUGGCACCCUCAAGUAUCGCCCCAGUGUGGAAUGAGCACUCCACUUCUGGACCCCGGGGCUGCAACAUGAAGACACCUGUCACCCCCUCCCAACCCCCAGCUGCACGAUUUCCCUUUCUUUCCUCCAGCCUUGUAGCAUCCCUGCACUUGGACUCCUUCCCCAUCCCUCUACUCCACAGUGAUGUAGAAACCACAGACUGAGCACCCUCAGUCUCCGUGGGCAUUGACUAUAGAUUCCCUGAGGUUUCUGAAGUGUCCUCCAUCAAAAAUAUGAUGUCUCUCUCUACUCCCCAACAAUAAAGGAUUUUCAAAUAUGA